Messenger RNA from Caenorhabditis briggsae, 1476 nucleotides. It is a transcript of the gene Cbr-cpg-2, whose product is annotated as Protein CBR-CPG-2. Lineage: Eukaryota; Metazoa; Nematoda; Chromadorea; Rhabditida; Rhabditidae. Gene Ontology annotation, molecular function: chitin binding. Gene Ontology annotation, cellular component: extracellular region. The transcript is spliced from 4 exons. The record is from RefSeq and is a predicted model, not a curated record. Bases 1 to 1476 code for a protein of 491 amino acids.
AUGAAGACGAUCGUCGCUUUGGGGCUUCUCGCGCUCGCCACCGCUGCCAGCGGCCAGUUUCUUCAAGACUGCACUAACGCUCUGGACGGUUUGUAUGCCAUCGGCAACUGCGAGUCUCAAUUUCUGACGUGUUCCGGUGGCAUCGCUCGUAUCAUGGACUGCCCAGCCGAUCUCAUCUACAACGAGCCACUUCUCAUCUGCGAUUGGCGUCACAACGUCGUCGGCUGCGAGGGAUCCGGAGAGGCUUCUGGUGAGCAAUCUGGAGAAGGAUCCGGUGAGGCUUCUGGAGAAGGAUCUGGUGAAGCUUCUGGAGAAGGAUCUGGAGAGGCUUCCGGAGAAGGAUCCGGCUCCGGCGAGGGAUCAGGAGAGGAAAACAACGUUUGCGAAGGACUCGAGGACGGCGCCUACUCUUCCGGCGGAUGUACCACCUACUACUUCUUCUGCACUGACAACACCGCCCGUUUCCUCAGCUGCCCAACUCCACUCUUCUACGAUGUCGCCACUCAAAAGUGCGCCUGGAAGGCUCUUGUUGAGGAGUGUAACGGGGAAAUCAUCAUUGACGGAUCGGGAGAGACUUCUGGAGAAGGAUCCGGUGAAGCUUCUGGAGAGAACUCCGGUGAGAACUCCGGUGAGGGAUCCGGCGAAUUUGAGCCAACAUGCGACGGAAAGGCUGAUGGAAUCUAUCCAAACGGAGUUUGCGUUCCAAAUUUCCUCACCUGCUCCGGUGGAAUCGCUCGUGUCAUGAACUGCCCAGCCUCGUUGAUCUUCAACCCAGACAUCCUUGUCUGCGACUGGCCACGCGACGUUGCUGAGUGCCACGGACUCUCAACACCAGCUCCAGUUUGCGAGGACGACGGAUACUUCUCAUUCGGACAGUGCUCUUCCUCGUUCACCGCUUGCACCAACGGACGCGCCAUCGUCAUGUUCUGCCCAGCCGGGCUCAAGUUCUCUCAAGCUAACCAGCGAUGCGACUACGACGAUCUUGUCAACGAGUGCCAAGAGGCUUCUGGAGAAGAAUCUUCUGGAGAGGCAUCUGGUGAGCAAUCUGGAGAAGGAUCGGGUGAGGCUUCUGGAGAGGCUUCAGGAGAAGCUUCCGGAGAGAACGAGUGUGUCUCCUUGGACAAUGGACUCCACGCAAUUGGAUGCUCGCCACGCGUCCUCUCUUGCCAAAACGGACACGUCGACAUCUUCGAAUGCCCAUCCAGCUUGGUCUUCAACGAGCAGACUCUCAUUUGUGAUUACCCACAGACUUCCUUGAAGUGUCUUAUCGAAGAUACCCUCCUCAUCGAUGAGACUCCAAUCACUCCAUUCGACUGCUCCACCAAUGGACUCUUCUCCGAUGGCCUCUGCUCCGCCACCUACCAUCAGUGCUCCGCCGGACAGCUCAUCAACUUCACAUGUGCCGAGACUAACGCCGUCUUCUCUGCCGCCAACGCCGAAUGCGUCGACUCGUCGACUCUCCUUCAAUGCCACUAA